AAGUGUGUGUGAGAAGUGUGUGUGCAGCCAGUGCGGCGGAGGUCUGUGAUAGAGAGGGAGCGCUCGGUUCGAACCUCGUCGCUUUGUGAGCUGUGAGAGAGUCCAGAGUCUGCUCUCACGUUUUAGUUUGUCACCUGAAGAGGAGAUAAAAGGAGGAAGAGGAGAAGGAGUAGAAGGACGACGGCUUCAUAUCGCCUCAGUUCGGUCGCCGUCUCUCUCGGGGAUGUGAAGAUGCCAUAUUCUUCAUCUCCCCUCCCUACGGAAACCCUGAUCCCCCCGGACUUGUUUGCCACCAGCUCAGACUCCGUCGAGCUGUUCGCCGCCGACAGCGUCGCUGUCAGUAACAGCAGCCUGCGAUGCACCUACAAGGAGGACUUCAAGCAGAUUUUGCUCCCCACCGUGUACUCGGUCGUCUUCCUACUCGGACUUCCCCUCAACGCCGCCGUCAUCCUGAAGAUAUUUGCCACGAGGCGCAGUCUGUCCAAAAACAACAUCUACAUGCUGAACCUGGCCAUCGCUGACUUCCUCUAUGUCAUGUCCCUUCCUCUGCUCAUCUACAACUAUGGCAGUCAUGACUACUGGCCCUUUGGAGAGUUCGCCUGUAAACUGGUCCGGUUUCAGUUCUACAGUAACCUGCACGGCAGCAUCCUCUUCCUCACCUGCAUCAGCGUGCAGCGCUACGUCGGCAUCUGCCAUCCUCUCUCCACGUGGCAGAAGCAGGGCGGCCGGAGGCUGGCGUGGUGCGUGUGCGGGGGGGUGUGGGUGGUGGUCACCGUCCUGUGCCUGCCGACCUUCCACUUCGCCGCCACGGGAACCCAACGCAACCGCACGGUGUGCUACGACCUGAGCACGCCCACGCGCUCGCUGGAGUACUAUCCGUACGGCAUGGCUCUGACCUGCCUGGGCUUCUUGCUGCCUUUCGUGGGCGUGAUGGUGUGCUACUGCCGCAUGGCGCAGAUCCUCUGCCGCCCCGUGUCUUACCAGGGCGUCACCAUAGCGACCGGGGAGAAGCGGGACAAGGCGGUGAGGAUGAUCAUACUGGUGGCGACGGUGUUCUGCAUCAGCUUCCUCCCGUUUCACCUCACCAAGACCCUGUACCUGGUGGUGCGGACGCUGUCCGGCGCGUCGUGCGACACGAGGAACUUGUUCUCGAUCAUCUAUAAGAGCACCCGGCCGUUUGCCAGCAUGAACAGCUUCCUGGACCCCAUCCUGUUUUACUUCACGCAGCCUCGCUACCGCCGCAGCACCAAGCGGCUGGUGCUCAGAGUCACCACGCUGAGGGACAAGGGCACCAACGUGUGACGAGCCACGCAAGUCCCAAAAUCCAUAGCGCCAUCAAUUUGUGGUUCGUGCGAUAUUCUGAGUUAGUGUUCGUGGAAGGAACGGGAGAGGAGAACAGUUUGAGGUGUCAGUUUUGGAGCUCAUUCAUUAACGAAUGUAAAUGUUCAAAGAAGUGCUGGGAGCAGAAUGUCAUCCUCCUCCAGCAACAGUGUCACUGACAAGGAAUUCCUGCAGCGCUGCUUUCAGUUCUUUGUUCUUGUGACGCUGGUUUGGUUUCCCCUGCAGACUACCUUCAGAAGCCUCAAAUCAAACACAGCUUUUUGGGGGGGUUAUUCAUGCAUGAUGAAAAACUCUCUAGCUUCCUGCUCCUUUCAUUCACACCAGGUCCCAAACUGUUUGUGUGCACUUCACUGUUCACUGUGGGAUUGUGGGCAUUUUGUUUUUUGUUUUUUUCGCCCUUGUCGUCUGCGUUUCACUGCCAUAGCUGAGAUUUACUGCAGCCUGUAAUCUUCGAUCCGACUGUAAACACCCUGCAGUGACCAUGCAGCUUGUUUCCUCUCAUUCUCCGCCGUGCACCGGCCUCUCCAGUGAAGUGAAUGUUUCUCUGUGAAUGAUCCGGUUUCUCCAUUUGUUCUACACUGUGAAGCGUGCAGUAAAACACAAAUGCCAUGUGAUUAUGUGAGCGUGGGCAGGUGCAAUGUUGAAGUGGCUCAAGAGUGAAGGACGGAGCAGGCAAAGUAGAUUUAUGACUUAAAUUCACAUGAAAUACUUAAAGCUGCAGCAGCUGUUUGUUUAUGAGUGCAUGCAAGAACUGCAUGAAGUGCGUGUGUCGUGUACUAAAUGACAAAGAACAAAAGUGAAACUGCACGUGGAUUUUACAUCAACAGAAUGCCACUUUUGAAUAUGAAGGUCUCUGCUCUUGUUAUUUAAAGAUGACUCUUUUCAAUGUGUCUAAGCUGAAAGAAUUGUCGUUGCUGUUUUUUACCACUGGGUGGUGUUUGCAUCCUACUGUACCUUUCUGCUCACUGAAGCUAUUUUCCCUCUGUAGUGGAGCAUGGAGCUGCUUGUAUUGAUUAUGCAGUUGAGCCACUGGGUUUUUUUUUUUUUUCUAGAGUUAGCAUUUUCUCUUCAUGUAGCUAAUGUCAAAGCCUUUUUAAUUGGUAGGAGUUCAUGGAACAGAAGAAUUAGGAACUUUAGAUUCUAGUCUUAAUUGAGUGUCCAUCUUUUCUCCCAUGAUGACUGUAAGUUUUUCACAUGUAAUAAUAAUGAUCUAUUCAAGAAAAAUGAAUGUUUCAUGUGAGAAUAGAGGCUUUUGCUAAAAUGAGUUUAACUGGAUAUACUACAAACUAGUUGAUGCAAUUAAAUAAAUGUGGUUUUUUUUAGCCGUUUUGUGCUUUUUGUCAGUUUUUUUUAAGUAACCGAGUUACUGGUGUUGAUAUUAGAGUUCAUGAAAUGAACAUAUAUGUUCAGAUAUUAUUUUUUUUCUUGAAAGUUUUUUAAUGCUAUGAAAGAAAUUUAGAAAUAAAUAUUUUUUUGGACCGUUUUAGGUUUUUUUUCUUUUUGGUAAACAACUCCUUUUGUGAAUGUCUCAAGAUUUGUGUUUGUUUCUACACAUUGAGGAAAAAUGCCUCUUGGUUUAAAACAAUGUGUUUAAUGUCAGAAUUAGUAAAACCUGGUGAAUAACCUGAUGCCAUCUGUCAGCAUCAGGUACAUCAGUUUAAUGUGAAGACUUUUUUUUGGUGCAUAUAGAAGCAUGAAACCGUUUGACCACAAACUGAGGUCUUGUGCUUGAGAUUGCUAGAAGUUAUCUAAUGUGUCUGUGUUUGUACAAAGUGUACCGAAUCUAUUACGCUGUUGAAAAUCUCUGCACUGGCUUAAUGUUCCCGUGUCUGUUUGGUACAUUUUUUAUGUCUUAAUGCAUGAAAACAGUCUGUGUGGAAAUUCUGACGUCUGUGCAAUGUGCCAACAUAUUUGUAUCUGCCAGUAUUAUCAUUUAGAUUUUUUUAAGUACUGUAAAAAAAGAAUUCAUAUGGAAGAUAGAUUUAUUUUUGCUACAGAGAGGCCGUCAUAUUAAUAGAAAAAAAGCUUGUUUAUAUUUUUUUUUCAAUGAUUCAAACUUUAUUGUCAUGAUGCUUAGAUGUUAGACUAACGAACAGGAACAGAUAUUAAACCAUGCAAGUCACAUAGCAUUUUGGCAUGUAUAGUAUAUUUAUAAAG
Molecule: messenger RNA, 3498 nt
Organism: Salarias fasciatus (jewelled blenny)
Lineage: Eukaryota; Metazoa; Chordata; Actinopteri; Blenniiformes; Blenniidae
Gene: p2ry6
Product: pyrimidinergic receptor P2Y6
Exons: 3
Coding region: 232-1302 (356 amino acids)
Biological process (GO): cellular response to pyrimidine ribonucleotide; phospholipase C-activating G protein-coupled receptor signaling pathway
Cellular component (GO): plasma membrane
Molecular function (GO): G protein-coupled ADP receptor activity; G protein-coupled UTP receptor activity; G protein-coupled UDP receptor activity
Source: RefSeq, a predicted model, not a curated record